AAAUGGCGGAGUCAUCUAGAAAGUAACAUCGUCUACCAUGUCCUAACUAGCUGUAAACGUUACUGUGAUUGUAAUAUGAUGUUUUUUCAUGCAAUCGUUGAUUAGUUAGUAUUUCAUAGAAGUAAAGAGUUCAAUCGAUUUGACAUUUUUUGACAGGCAAAAGUUACAUUUAAUCAUCACUGUCUGCAAUCAUGUCUAAAAAGGGUGCAGAAUGUGUGAAAGUUGUUGUUCGGUGUCGCCCAAUUAACGAGAAAGAAAUAAAAGAUGGGCAUGAACGAGUUGUUGACAUGGAUGUAAAACGGGGUAUGAUUACUGUGAGGAACAUCCAAGCUGGUAACACACAACAACCUAGGAAUUUUACAUUUGAUGCAGUGUAUGACUGGAAUUCUAAACAGGUUGAUCUGUAUGAUGAAACAUUUAGAGUAUUGGUAGACUCAGUAUUAGAAGGGUUCAAUGGUACUAUUUUUGCAUAUGGCCAGACUGGCACUGGGAAGACCUUCACUAUGGAAGGUAUACGCUCAGAUCCAGAUCUCCGAGGUGUCAUUCCGAAUUCAUUUGCACACAUAUUUACACACAUAUCCAGAACAGAAAACCAACAGUAUUUGGUGCGGGCAUCCUAUCUAGAAAUCUAUCAGGAACAAAUCCGGGAUUUACUCUCCAAGGAUCAGAAAAAACGACUUGAAUUAAAAGAGAGACCAGAUACUGGGGUUUAUGUUAAGGAUUUGUCUUCUUUUGUGACUAAAAGUGUUAAAGAAAUUGAACACGUUAUGAAUGUUGGUAAUCAAAACAGAUCUGUCGGACCCACCAAUAUGAAUGAACACAGUUCACGAUCACAUGCCAUCUUUAUUAUCACCGUAGAAUGCAGUGAAAUCAAGACAAAGAAACUCAAAAAGCUGUUUGCUAAACUUCAAGCCGUGAAGCAAGAGAUACAAGACCAACAAGAAGAACAUAUCAGAGAACGUCAGGAACUCGAACAGACACAAAAUGAACUAACCAGGGAAUUGAAACUAAAGAUGCUUAUCAUUGACAACUUCAUACCGCUGGAAGAGAAGACGAAGAUUAUGAAUAGAUGUGCGUAUGAAGAGGAGGAAGAUACGUGGAAGUUGACUCCACUGGCUAGAACAGAGGGUCCUCAACAAAUGGCUAAAAGACCUGUGUCUGCAUGUGGCAAUAGACGACCAAUUGCAGAAUAUGCCAGGAUGGCUGCUGCCAUGGGAGGUCAUUAUAGAUACAAGGGUGAGAACAUACUGAUAGUUGAGUUGGACAUGCCUAACCGUACAACACGUGAUUACGAGGGACCAGCUGUAGCACCCAAAGUUCAGGCAGCGUUGGAUGCAGCGUUACAAGAUGAAGAUGAUAUAGAUUUAGAUAUACAGCCUGACAUUUUUAGCCACAAGAUGAAAUCCAAAAAGAAGGACAGAGCUCGAUCUGCUAGGCCCACAACUGGGAAACGUCAGCAACCGAACCGAGAACAACAACCAAGAACCACGUCUGAGUUGUACCCAAAAGCUAGAGGGCUAAUCACGAAAUGAUAUCGUGUGUCGGUGUUCUAAAAAUAACUGCUUAUUCUGUCCAGAAUAUAAAUUAUUCUCAUUACUUUUGCACGUUAUUAUGAAACCACAGUUACCAUACUACGUUACAAUGUAUAUGUAAUUUUAAUAUCGUAUUACAAAUGACAGUAGUUCUCCGCAUUUACAUUGAACUCUUAAAGGUAUACUGUCACAAGUUUAAGUCCUAGACAUAAAAUUACAUAACAUGGUGAUAUAAUAAAAAUAAUAAUUUUCAAUAAAUACACAAUCGCUUUCCAAAAGAGACACUCAGCUUGUCAGCACAUGCAUGUGUAAAUCUAUAUUUGAUGCGCUGGCUUAUCAGGCCAGUCCAUGUUUUCACAGAUUGACUUGCUCGUAAAUUUCUUAACUUCAUUCCCCAGCUUUAUACAAUAAUGCACUUUAAUAUUGUGUUCAGCAUUAAGGUACAAUGCAAUUAUUUCUCUGCUUGCACCAAUCAUUUUUUUUUUUUGUCUCCUAAUUAGUAAUUUUUUUUAUAGUUUGAACUUUAUUUUUGUUACUUGUUGUUAUUGCUCAUGUUA
Molecule: messenger RNA, 2089 nt
Organism: Saccoglossus kowalevskii
Lineage: Eukaryota; Metazoa; Hemichordata; Enteropneusta; Harrimaniidae
Product: kinesin-II 95 kDa subunit-like
Biological process (GO): microtubule-based movement
Molecular function (GO): microtubule binding; microtubule motor activity; ATP binding
Source: RefSeq, a predicted model, not a curated record